AUGCCUUGGAUGCCACCCGCCCUCGAACGGAUUUCUUUCAACUUCGUUCAACUUCGAGGCCUGAGAAGCAUGCUUCGCGGUGAGCACGCGGUGAGCGAGGUGGAUAUGAGGCUGGAGACAUCCGGAGACCGAAAAAGCUGCUUCGAAGCAAAACGGAUUGCCACAGUCCAAGAGAAAAGGGACUCAGAGAAAAGGGGCCCGGACACCCAAAGCAAAAAAGUGGUGCGAAGGGCGAGGGACUCGUUGAAACGCAUGUUGGCUGGAGAAUUGGUUUUCAUGGCCAUGGUUGAAAAGAGUGUGAGGUCAUUGAGUCAAACAUUCCGCGUACGCCUUGUCAAAGACCCCAGAGAGUUGGAAGAUGUGGUGUUCAAGUAUCCCAGCUUUGGUCGCAUAGCUCAUUCAGAGAUCUGCAUUGACCAAGUACGAUGUGGCCAGAGCUCCAUGCUGCUGAUGUUGCCAAUCAGCUUCAGCGGAGAAGCUGCUUUUCUUUGA
Molecule: messenger RNA, 492 nt
Organism: Durusdinium trenchii
Lineage: Eukaryota; Dinophyceae; Suessiales; Symbiodiniaceae
Source: the annotation of a GenBank genome assembly